AUGGCUCUCGAAACAGUGACUCUCGAACACCUACCAGCAUCGCACAAGGUCUACGUUGCCCUAUUCCGUGAUGUAAAGAAUGCGGCCUUUCUGCACCAGCAGCUUCUUACCCGGAACUCCGAGUUUGAGUACGCCUUUAUUGAUGCCUCAGUGGUUGUUUCGAGGCUUCAAUUGUUGUCUUCUGUCUUUAAAGCUACGUCGACGGCUGUGAAUGGCGCUUUGAGGACGCCCAACGUUCACUCCGAGAUUGUGUGCAAUAUGAGCUCCUCUAAUAACAUUGCUGAUGCCUACCGUCGUUAUGGCAUCUCCCCAUCAACCAAGGACCUUGUCGUUGUCAAGGUCACAUUCCCUGGAGAGAGUGCUGAGCCUUUGAGUCAGGACCAAAUCUGGGAUCAUCUCAAGACCAAUGUCGAGGGAGAGGCUGUUUCAAUCACCGAUGAGCAAAUAUCCACCGCUACUGAUGUACCAAAAGUACGCAAGUACUACAAGUUGAACGGACUCAAGUGGCUGGAUGAUAUCCAGGAUGAAAAGGUCAAACAGAAGGAGAUGGAGUCGCUUGUCAUAGGCGCCAUGGCUUUACGGGGUGUUUGA
This is a messenger RNA of Fusarium venenatum, 591 nucleotides long. Its product is annotated as protein CGI121. Gene Ontology annotation, biological process: tRNA threonylcarbamoyladenosine modification. The record is from RefSeq and is a predicted model, not a curated record. Gene Ontology annotation, cellular component: nucleus; EKC/KEOPS complex; cytosol. NCBI's taxonomy places the organism in Eukaryota, Fungi, Ascomycota, Sordariomycetes, Hypocreales, Nectriaceae.